This is a messenger RNA of Encephalitozoon romaleae SJ-2008, 2235 nucleotides long. RefSeq lists its product as hypothetical. The coding region runs from base 1 to 2235 and encodes 744 amino acids. The record is from RefSeq and is a predicted model, not a curated record. Lineage: Eukaryota; Fungi; Microsporidia; Unikaryonidae. The transcript has a single exon.
AUGAAGAGGAGGGGAUGUAUUGAGGGGCUUUCCUUUGAAAGGUACAUGAGCAGUAUCCUCUUUAUUCCAAGUGCUUUGAAAGAGGUAGAUGGGCAAGAGUCCCUCACGCUUUCUUAUAAGGGUAGCCUAGAUGAUGAACCUGAGGUGGCAAAGAAUAAAGAAGUGUUUGCAGCUGUGUUAAAACGAAAGAUUAAUCAAGUUCUUGGACUCCGAGUGAUUGAUGUGAAGAAAGAGAAAGCUUACACCAGAGAUAAUGUUGAGAUGAAUGAGAUUAAAACAAACGAAGAGGAGGAGAAAGGAGAGGGCUAUAAGGCCAGGAUGUUUAGUCCCAUUGCUGUUGAUGAAGAUUUUUAUGACUGUGUGAGCAGUGAAAUGGCGGUGACUGCAACGAAGGAUGAUAGUUUUUUGCAUGUAAAGAGAAGAAUGAGUGGGUUUGAGAGUCAGACGGAGUUUCUGUUCAGAAAGAGCUUAGAGACGGUGGAGAGAAGGAGAAGAUUUUCAUUUAUUGAGCUAUAUGAUAUGGUAAAGGAAGACAAGUUUCUAGGUCUUGUGAUGAUGGAAGGGAAGUCCGUAGUUUUGAACAAGGCUUGCAAGGAAGUAAGUGUCGGGAUUCGGAAUAGAAGUACGGGGAUCAUAGGAAGUGAUGUCCGAGGUAUAUUUACUAUAAGUGUGGAUGGAUUGAGGGGGUCUGGGGAAGAGAUUCAAAGUGUGAGGUUGGCAUGUGGAUAUAGGCAGAGCGACUUCUGUGCCAGGUUUAGCUACCACAGAAUGCACAAGGUGAUAUCUAUGGAGGAACUGAUGAGCUACUAUCUAGAUAACAAGGCCAUUCCACUUGGAAGACUUUUUGAUGAGAUUAUCUGUGUUUCUCAACCUGGAAACCUGAGGGAAAACUGCUUAAGGUUCAUAGAAUUGAAAGCAAACCUGUUUUUUGGUGAGGCUGAGGUAUCUCCGUAUGAUGUAGGAAGCUCACUGUUGUUUUUCCUUCGAAUGUUUGGAGGAAAAAAGAUGGCACAGACAACAAACAAGAUUAUAGAAUAUAUUGAGUAUGUCCUCUGUGAGAUAGAUGUUUGUAGGGAUUCUAUCAAGGACCUGUUGUUUCUGUAUGAGACAUGCAUGUUUAUAAACAUGAUUAUUUCAUUGGAAACCCAAGAUACAGGAGAUGGAGGAAGCAAGAGGCUUGGAUCUGCAAAGAUGAGAGAUACCAUGAAAUUGAGCGAUAAGAGCGGAUGGUGUGAAUGGGAUGACUUUUAUCCAAGGGAAGUAUGUAGUGUUUCUGCUUAUUACAAAGCUCAAUGUUCCUGGGAAAAUGUCGUAUUCAGCCUAAAAAGAAGGUAUCAUGAGGAAAAGAUCUACGAAGGAAGCCGGGGCCCCAUUGUCAGGAGCACUAUUGAGGAUCUUCUAUUUGAAGGCCUUAAGAUUUCUGGAUCUGAGUAUAAUGGAAGCCAAUCUCCAGGACUUAGUAAGCUUUUGGGUGUGUACAGGAAGUUGGUUAAGAUUUCUAGGAAAGGCUUGAAUAGGUUUGUAAAUAGAGACAAGGCCAGCAGCCUUAUCAUCUCCAUCCUUGAAGAGAACAUGGUGACUGAUAGGGAAACUCUUCUCCUAUGCACGAUUGUUAAAGACAUUUCAAAGAUGGUCCCUGUGAGGGUAUCGAUCCUUGAUAAGGCAUUAGUCAAAUGCAUAAGCGAGGUUGUCUUGAUGCUUAGAAGAAGGUUAAGGCAGGCUCUAAAAAAGGGAGAGGGAGAGGUCGAGAAUGUGUUUGUACCAAUAAACCGAUUCUUCACAAGGCUUCGGUACCUGAACUCAAGUAUACAUGAAGAGAUAUUCAGGAGUGAUCUUCACCAUUCGAUAGAAGAGGAAUGCUUCCACAGGCUUCGGAAGGUGCCUCUAGAUGUCAAGACUGGGUUGAAACGUCUUGAACUUUGCAGGAAGGUCCACGAAGAACAUCUUCGGAUCUUUGGCUCAAUGAGUCGUGAGAUAGAACUUAGUUACUGCCUAGAGGAGAAGAAGGCGUUUAUGAGACUUUAUGAUGUCAGGAAGAUAAAAAGGAUGCUCAGACACCCCGAGAUGCUUGGAAAAGAGAUUCUUAAGAUGAUCGGAGAAGGAUCGAAUGUGAAUGACGACAUACGUAACAGAUACAAGCUAUAUCUAUACGAGUGCAUUAAAGAGCAUGCCAGGGUGCUUUCUGGAGAUAAAUAUGACGAGACGAUGAUGUUUGUAAAUAAAUGCUUCAUAUGA